AUGACAACGGAAACCAAUAACAACCCAGUAGAAAAUGGGAACGUCCCAGAAGUUUUUGAUGAAUCACACCCUUUGCGGGAGAAUGUUCAAAUCCAGGAAGAGGUCAAGAAGAAAAGAAGUUUUAAAGAAACUUGCAGUUUUGUACUAAAAAAUGUGACGGUAGAACCGACCAUGUUCUUAUUCAUUUUCUCCAUCAUUAUAACAGUUCUCACGUCACAAAAUUUAAAUUUGGAGAAAGCUUGUCGAAUUAAUUUGAAUUUUACAUCAGAAAUCUGUGAUUCUCUAAAAUCACAAACAUUAGGAGAACAAAAUAUAUAUGAAAGAGAUGUUCAACAUUUAGUUGCUAAAGCUAUGUCCUGGAGAACUUAUAUUACGGCUAGUUUGCCCUGUGUACUAGCACUUUUUGUUGGUUCAUGGUCAGACAGAACUGGCUAUAGAAAGAUUUUUCUCAUAGUAGCGAUAACAGGUCAAAUGCUUUCUUGUCUUAAUGGAAUUAUCAAUACUUAUUUUUUCCAUCAAUUAAGAUUAGAAGUCUUUGUCUUUACUGAUGCCGUCAUUGAUGGUUUGUCUGGCUCAUGGUGUAUCUGUCUUCUGACAAUGUUUGCGUAUAUAAGUGCAAUUACUACAAAUGAAAACAGAACAUUCCGAAUGGGUCUCAUCAAUUUUAGUUUAACUGUUGGGUUUCCAAUAGGAAUGGGUCUAAGUGGUAUACUAUUGAAAAAAAUCGGUUACUACGGAUGCUACGGACUCUCAGGGAGUUUACAUUUUUUAAAUAUUCUUUAUAAUGUUUUUAUUCUAAAGGAUCCCCCACGUUCGCCAGAACAAAAAUUACAUGAUAAGAAAGGCAAAUGUCACUUAGCCCGCCUCUUCUUUGAUUUGACAAACGUAAAGGACACAAUACAAGUUGUUUUUAAAAAUGGUCCAAAUAACAGAAGACUUCGAAUAUGUGGGAUGCUUUUGGUAGUUAGUAUUUUAUUUGGACCCAUGCAUGGUGAACUGGCAAUUAUGUACAUAUCGACACGUUAUAGAUUUAAUUGGGAUGAGGUCAUGUUUAGUUUUUUUCAAGCGUACAAUUUUGUGACGCACACGGUUGGAACGUUAUUUUCAAUAACAGUAUUCAGUAAAUAUUUAGGAUGGCACGAUUCAAUAUUGGGCAUCAUUUCAACAACGAGUAAAAUAGCAGCGUCUUUCAUUUACUGUUUCGCAAAGAAUCAAAGGAUAUUCUUUAUAGCACCACUCGUUGAUAUAUUAAAUGGAACGUCACUAUUAGCUAUGAGAUCGAUUCUUUCAAAAAUGGUUCUACCAGAAGAGUUCGGUAAAGUGAAUUCAAUUUUUGCGUUGACUGAAAAUUUGAUGCCAUUGGUGUACGUACCUCUAUACACAGCAGUAUAUAUAGCGACUAUGGAGAUCUUGCCAGGAGCAGUUUUUCUCAUGGGAUCAGGCAUGACCAUUCCCGCUCUCAUAGUGUUCAUUGGAUUGUUAUGGGAGUACAAACGAAAUGAAAGACUGCCAAAUAAACGGGCUGAUAUAGAAUUAUCACCGAAAGAGAAAUAA
Molecule: messenger RNA, 1554 nt
Organism: Danaus chrysippus (African queen)
Lineage: Eukaryota; Metazoa; Arthropoda; Insecta; Lepidoptera; Nymphalidae
Source: the annotation of a GenBank genome assembly